AAUCAAACAGCCCUGUAUUCGCGUGGUCUACCUCGUGCUCCGCUUGGUGUCUUGGUCAGUUGGUCUACCCCCGGUUUCCUCCCAUCCCAAUCCCAAAUCACUAUUGAAGAUUACCGAAGCGGCUGGUUUCCCUCCCUCCAGCUCCAGAUUCCGGAGCCAAUCGCCACCCCACCCAAGCUCCAGCCGUUCCAUUUCCUCCGCGGUUAGAUCUUGUUCCCCGGUAAUAGGUGUCCGCCCUGUUUUGUUUUUUCUUCAUGGGAAGCAGUAAUCAGGAACCGGGGGUGAGCCUCCGGACGGAUGGCUGGCUGCCGAAGCCUGUCGAUAGCCUCAUGCAGAUCCCGGAUAAGAUUCAGAGCUCUCUCAAGCUGCAUUUUGGGCGUUUCUUGAAGAUGGGCGGUGUUGGUGGUAUCAAGGCUCAAAUGCCAUCAGAGAAGGUGAGGGGAUCAUGCAGUACUGCUGCUACUGCGGGGAUUUGCUUGGAGAGGCAACUCCAGGCUUGGAGGGAUGAUUCUAGCUGGACUGAUCAGCCUCCAGAAAUCAAGGUGACUGUGCCACAAGGUUCUCUUUGCAAUCUUAAUCUGAGAUUUAAGGCAGGACUACCACCGGACGCAGUUUACAACAUCAUAAUUGAUCCGGAGAACAGAAGAGUGUUUAAAAAUAUCAAGCUAACAAUCCAAGGAAUUGCUCUGAAGAAGAAAAUAAGUCUGUUGCCCUACCCAAGAGCAAGAAACUCAUGCACAAGAUAUUAUUCUGCUUUUCAGGAAGUGGUAUCGCGGAAAGUUUUGUUGGAUGAAGGACUAAGGCAGGUAGUUGAAGUGGAGCAGGCAGCGAUAUGGAAAUUCCUCUGGUGGUCCGGCAUCUUGUCAGUCCAUGUUUUUGUUGACCAAAACAGAAAAGAUCACACUGUGAAGUUCAAACAAGGCCGAAGUGGUUUUAUGAAGAAGUUUGAGGGUUCCUGGAAAAUAGAACCCCUAUUUGUUGACAAGGAAGCAUGCCUUCCUCUUGAUCCACCUACUCUAGAAGAGUAUGAUUCUUGUACUGUGGGCAGAGGACGAGUUGGAUCUGUCAUUACCUUGGAUCAGCUUAUUGAGCCUGCUCUCUUACCCCCACAACCCAUUGCAUGGUAUGUGAGAGGGAUCACCGCACGGACGACUGAGAUGCUGGUCAAUGACCUGAUAGCUGAAACUGGUCGGCUGCGAGGCCUGGCAAAAAAUGCAGAUGAGAAGCAGCAUAUUGAAGAAAACAGCAAUGUUAAUAAAUGCCUCCUUACGGGAGGCUGUGGCGAUGUUAAGGAAAGAUGGCGACAGAGAAGAAAAAUUGGACGACAUGGAAGUUCCCUUAGACCGACGAGACAAUAAAUGCAAGAUAGACUAUUAAGUUUGAUCGGCUUAGGCUGGACCCAGUUGUACAGCCUAGUGUAUGUUGCAGUUGUGUUGUGAUGGUGUAGAAUUCCUUGAAAGAAUUGACGAUGAUUUGUCUGAGAUGACCAACGCCAUAAUGUUUACCAUUUUGUCAUUGUUUGA
Molecule: messenger RNA, 1523 nt
Organism: Brachypodium distachyon (stiff brome)
Lineage: Eukaryota; Viridiplantae; Streptophyta; Magnoliopsida; Poales; Poaceae
Exons: 5
Coding region: 255-1358 (367 amino acids)
Source: RefSeq, a predicted model, not a curated record